Molecule: messenger RNA, 1034 nt
Organism: Xenopus tropicalis (tropical clawed frog)
Lineage: Eukaryota; Metazoa; Chordata; Amphibia; Anura; Pipidae
Gene: gs17
Product: gastrula-specific protein 17
Source: RefSeq, marked validated
AGCAACAGCAGCAGGAAUCAGGGUUGCAAAUAAACAACUAUAGCUAUGUCACAGAACUGGGGCACCCCAGCGUUGGUCGGAUGCGGGGUCCCUCGUUGUGCCAGUCCAACUACAAGGCAUAGUUCACCAAAGGUUUGGCAUUCUCCGCCCCCAGUGCAGCAUUCCCAUGAAUACGGGCCUCAGCAGAGACGCAGAAGUCCUACCUCAAAUCAGAGCUCGCACCCCAGGGGGCAUAAAGAGUGGUCUCCGGGCCGAUGGCAACUGCUUCAAAACCAGAGGCGAAGUUGGGGAUGGAGCCCUACAACUCCACAGUUUGCUCCUCGAUAUCAAAGUAGUCCAGAACCCACGCCGUUCUUCCGAGGCGGUAAUACACAAGUUCGCGGUAAUCCCAAGACAGGAAGCUACAGAAGCGUCAGUCAUUAUUACAGUCCAUCCAUGCUAAAGGACCCAUGGGCAGAAUUGCAAUCCAAAGCCACUAAAGCAACAGAGGCCCAAAGCCGAUAGACUCCAUGGGAAUAAAACUUGUACUCGCGCUCCAUGCAAGCGCCCAGGGAAACCAGUGCCCCAACGGUGGUGUAUUGGUGCCGUAUGUACUUUUUAAUUCUGCCUUCUGCGAAGGCUGGCACAAUGUGGGCACUUUAGACUUUACGAAGACAGAAUAUAUUAUUAUUAUUAUUGAAGAAUGGUAAGCCCCAAAAAAAGCCAAUGAAGUGAAUAAAGUACAACACAUUUCAAUCAAUUGCCUCUCUCACUACAUCUUUAGCUUUCAUUAUUUAUUGAACACUGUCCAAGCCUUCCAGGGAAUCAAAUACCCCAAAUAUCCCCCAGUCUCAGUCACUGAAUCUCAUAGCAGGCCAAUAGGCAAUCAGCCCUUUCCAAGAGAAGAGACCCAGUAUCAUUAACCUUGGAAUUAUCCACAAACUGCUAUGGAUCGGCCAUAAGUGCUACCAAUGGUUACGGAUCAAUCAAUGAUCAAUAGUCAAUCUGCCCCUAAGCUCUUGCUCUAUUUCCUAUUGAAUGGAAAAAAAAAAAAA